Molecule: messenger RNA, 3445 nt
Organism: Phycodurus eques (leafy seadragon)
Lineage: Eukaryota; Metazoa; Chordata; Actinopteri; Syngnathiformes; Syngnathidae
Gene: ankrd33ba
Product: ankyrin repeat domain 33ba
Exons: 6
Coding region: 361-1890 (509 amino acids)
Molecular function (GO): protein binding
Source: RefSeq, a predicted model, not a curated record
ACAACCCAUCGUAAACCCAGGACAAACCACGUUGAUGGGCGCCGGGAAGGGGGAGGGAGAGGGGCUUGUCCCGGGGCCCUCUAAUCGGAUUAUUAGACUGCGUGUUGGGUUUUGCGUCUUUCUCCCCGCCCUGCGUGUCAUGUUCGCGUUCUACACGCUCUCGUCGUCUCACGCGGACACUCGCAGCCGCUCGCUACGUGUUGCGUUCACGCGCACCGACGCCUGAAUGCUGAUGGGCGCGCAGCGAACUCACCCGAGCAACGGAACGUGAGUUUUCGGGCCGAAAAAAGGUCGGCGGACUCGGAUCCAUCCGGGAAGACGCGGCUCGUCCUAUGCCAGGCGGCGCUCGCUCGGGGUUCGAUGGUGCUGAUCGCGGACGACAGGGACGGAGGAGUCGCAGCGUCGCUCCGGGUCAAGCGCAAAGCCGGCGCGGGCGUCCCUCAGGUGCAGCCGGCCAUAGUUGAGGAGGAAGACCGCCUUGGCUCGUGCGAGGACGAGGAUUUCCAAGAAGUGGACUUCGAGGACUUGGACGACACGAGGAGCAUCGCGUCGGACGACUCCUUCUACCCGCCCGGUGAUGCGUUCGCGGACUACGAGGGCUCUCCGUCCCCUCAGAGCCCGGAGCCCGCGUCUUUCUUCGGGGCGUGCUGCGCCAACAACGCCGCUGCAGUCCGGGUCAUGUUCCGCCGUGGGCUCACGGAGGACGAGGUCCAGCAGACGGACCGGAACAACAGGACAGGGCUGCUGGUUGCUUGUUACCAAGGUUAUGUUGACGUUGUCAUAGCGCUGUCUCAAUGUCCGUAUCUGGAUGCUAACUGGCAGGACAGUGAGGGGAACACGGCCCUCAUCACUGCAGCGCAGGCAGGUCACAUUACAAUCACCAACUACCUGCUCAACUACUACUUAGGCUUGGACAUCGAAAGGAGAAACUGUCACGGCUUCACUGCUCUCAUGAAAGCUGCCAUGCAGGGCCGUGUUGAAUGUGUGCGCUCGCUCAUGAUGGCGGGAGCGACUCUAAAUGCACGAGAUUGUGGCCGCCAAAUGACCGCCAGGGAGUGGGCCUUGUUCACUGGCCGCUACGAAACUGCCUGGGUGAUGGCCCGACUGAUGGAACGCUCCACGCCGAAACAAAUCUGUGACGCAUACAGUCUAGAAUGGCCCCCGCUGGCAUCCAUGGUGGCCAAAGCCCAGGAGCCACGAAGCUGUCUGAAGCGCUUGACUGACACAGUGCGCGACAUCUUCAACAUUGCCAACGUCACCAACCCCGAGGACGCCGGCGUCAUCGACCACCUGGUGUCUGUGACGACAGCCAUCAGGAGCCCUUUCAUCGCCCUGACCUGUCAUACAGUGUGCCCUAACAGCCCCCCAAGUGUGGGCAAACGUCGCUAUGCAGUUCCCGAGAUCCUCCGCCAUCAGCGCGCCAAAGAGCUCAGCGCCAUAAAUCCGGACAGGGUGGACACCCACCUCAAGCUAUUUCAGAACUCGCGGGUCACUCUGGUGCCCAAGCCCUCAGCCGACCGGCGCGCCAGCCUUCAAUCGCACAGAACGGUGCCUCGAGUCAGGAGCUCCAGCCUAGGAAUGUUGUCUUAUAACGAAACAGAGCUACGAAGGACCAGCCUGCUGCCUCUGCACAUGUUGCUCAGAAGGAGCAGCGUCAGGCCGGGAUUCAGCAUCCCCAAGGUGAGGGUGUCCAAGGCCCCCACACCCACUUAUGAGCCUGAAAAGAUCCACAGGAAGAGCAGCACCAAAGAUGGAGGCAGGCACCUGCUGCAGAUCCCUAAGUGGAGAUAUAAGGAGCUCAAAGAGGAGAGGAGGAAAGCCGAGGAGGCUGAAAGGAGGAGGCUGGAGGCAUUAACCGAGAGACACCUCACUGUCGGGAUGAGGAAGUAGUCUUUUUUUUUUUUUUUAGCACACGAUACAAAAAAAAAAAAAACACACACACAAAAAAAAAAGGUUGGACAUUAUUUGACUCAGGGUGACUAGACUUACCAGCAGUAUUCCUAUAACUCAAGACAAUGUUGCUUUUGUAUGAUUAUAUGAACUUGGAGCAGAUGCAAAGAGACAUUAAUAAGAUUGCCGCCAGCUUUAGAAGUGCUCAGUAUGCAUUUUUUGCCAUGUCCCAUAUGGAUUACCCAGGGGUUUUGAUACUUGAAAGUGUUUUUAGCUCUAACUUAUUAUUUCAUAUUUAUUGUUCUUAAAAGCGGCAGCACGGUGAGCGACUGGUUAGCACAUCUGCCUCACAGUUCGGAGGACCGGGGUUCAAAUCCCGGCCCUAUCGAGUGGAGUUUGCAUGUUCUCCCCGUGCCUGCGUGGGUUUUCUCCGGGCACUCCGGUUUCCUCCCACAUCCCAAAAACAUGCGUCGUACGUUGAUUGAAGACUAAAUUGCCCGUAGGUGUGAAUGUGAGUGCGAAUGGUUGUUUGCUUAUAUGUGAUUGGCUGGCGACUAAUUCAGGGUGUACCCUGCCUCUCGCCCCAAGAUAGCUGGUUUAGGCUCCGGCACGCCCGCGACCCGCGUGAGGAUAAACGGUACGGAAAAUGAAUGAAUGAAUGUUCCUAAAAGCAGCCCGACUGACCACACCUCUCACACCUUAUCGGAAAGGGGGAGAACACACUAAUACGGUGUUUUGAAGCACAAUAAAAACAGUCAAUCAUCUAGAAAUCUAAUCACAUUACAUUUCCACUAGAAUUUUCUCCAGCAAUAGACGUGAAGUGUCAAAUAUAGCUGCAAAAAAAUGCACAAAGACGCUGUGAUGAAAAUACUGUAUUUUGUAAUAAAAAGUAAUUUCUCUAUCAUUUUGAAGCUGUUAUUAUAUUAUCGAAAGUACAUCCAUUUUUUGCCCUUUACAGUACAGUGAACCACCGCACGGUUUAGCAUUCACAAAUUUGAAACGACUAUGGCAGGAGUUAAAUGGAAGCAAAAAUACCAAUUCUAAAAAUAGCAUGUUUUGGCCUGCUUUCCGACAACAAAUUGCUGGAUAACUAGUUUUGAAAUCAGAAGCCACCAAAAAAAUGAUUUAACUAUUAUUCCAUUUAUUUUAAAAGGGGGAUUGGUAAUAAAAAAAAUACUUGCAAUAUCUCAACAUUAUUAAAUGCAUCUUUUUAAUAAUGUAUUAAAAAGUAUACCAAGAUGUUUGCAUCUUGGUAUACGUACAUCAUCACUGGUUAUGAAAACAAAAUAUUACAGUAUUUUGGCAGCAUUUGCUAAUAAAAGUUUGGAUGUAAAUGUUAUGUAUUAAUACAUAUUUACAUGAUUUAUUUUUCUUCUGUUUUUAUUAUUAUUUUCAUGUUUCACAGGACAGCUAGAUGGAUAGCAAGCGACUGAAUGUUAGGUUUGCAUAUGUACAGGCCAUAUGUGCGCUACAGUCACAUUCAUACAUGAGUGCAAAUGUUUCAAUUCAACUUUAUUUACUUGGUGCCAAUUCACAACAGAUGUUAUCUCAAGGC